Molecule: messenger RNA, 771 nt
Organism: Adineta ricciae
Lineage: Eukaryota; Metazoa; Rotifera; Eurotatoria; Adinetida; Adinetidae
Source: the annotation of a GenBank genome assembly
AUGUUCUGGGCGAUUCUACUUCAAAUCUGUCUGUAUUUUGCCAUUGUUGCUUUGGUUGCCUAUUGGAUACUUCCAUCUCAUGUUGAUGUUGAGAAAUAUUUUCACAAUAAAGUCGUGUGGAUAACGGGAGCAUCGUCAGGCAUCGGUCGGGAACUUGUGAAACAAUUGGCUCGUCGUUCGCCAACAACACGACUGGUUCUGUCAGCAAGACGCGAAAAUGAGCUACAUAAUCUUGCUAGAGAAUUAAACCUCGAUUUCGAACACUGUUUAGUCUUACCAUUAGAUCUUGAAUUACAAUACGAUUGUUUCAAAUCGAAAGUUGAUCUCGUCCUCGAACGCUUCGGUCAGAUAGAUAUCUUGAUAAAUAAUGCUGGAAUAUCUCAACGAAGUUUUAUCCACGAAACGGGUUACAGUGUCGAUUCAAGAUUGAUGAAUAUCAAUUAUUUAGGAACAAUUACCUUGAGUAAGACAAUUCUCCAGCAUUUCAUCGAGCGACAAAAGGGACAGUUUGUUGUGGUGACAUCAGCGGCUGGUUAUAUGGGUUCGGCUCUACGAUCCUCCUAUGCUGCUUCCAAACAUGCCUUGCACGGCUUCUUCGAUUCUCUUCGAUUAGAACAUGCCCACGAUAACAUCGAUGUGACCAUUGUUCGGGAUUACUGUACGGUAAAAUGGACCCGAAAACCGAAAAAGGAACUGAUCCAUCUAAAUGUGCAGAUGACAUCAUUCUUGGCAUUGCCAACCGUGAUCAUGAAGUUUAUGUCGGAUAUUUAG